Molecule: messenger RNA, 807 nt
Organism: Misgurnus anguillicaudatus (oriental weatherfish)
Lineage: Eukaryota; Metazoa; Chordata; Actinopteri; Cypriniformes; Cobitidae
Product: collagenase 3-like
Biological process (GO): collagen catabolic process; proteolysis; extracellular matrix organization
Cellular component (GO): extracellular matrix
Molecular function (GO): zinc ion binding; metalloendopeptidase activity
Source: RefSeq, a predicted model, not a curated record
CACAACAUGAACAGCAUCAGUUUCUUGAAUCAGAAACAACAAGAUGAUCUGCUACAAGCUCUGCAUUUUCAUCUAUUUGGUGGUCGUUGGCUACUCCAACCCAAUACCGCCAUCUACUGAUAAAGAAGAGGUGACCGAGGUGACAGGACCGCUGAAUGAAGAGAAAUUCUGUGACUUUCCUGAUGUUGCAGAGUACAGAUUUCUAGGCCGCAAAUGGAACAAACUUGACCUGACCUACAGAAUUGUGAACUACACAUCUAAAUGGAGCAAUGCCAAUGUGGAUUCUGGAAUUGCAAAAGCCGUACAAUGGUGGUCUGAUGUUACUCCCCUCAAAUUCACUCGUAUCUUCAGUGGAAACGCUGAUAUUAUGAUUGGGUUUGUUUAUAGAGACCAUGGUGACAAACCCUUUUUAGUAAAUACUUCAAUACUAGCUCAUGGGUCCUUGCCAGAUCUUUAUCCUUACAGUUAUAUCCAUUUUAAUGAUGAAAAAGUAUCUUCCUACAGUGAGGAUUGGCUGAAGUUUGUAACUGUGACUGCCCAUGAGUUUGGCCACGUGUUAGGUCUUCAUGAUUCCUGGAAUAAUAAUGCGGUGAUGUUUGGUACACUUGGAGGAAGAAGAAUUGAUUGCCUCAAAUCUGAUGACAUCAAGGGUAUCCAGACACUUUAUGGUGCUAACCCGGAUGAAACACUUCUUCCACAAUGUUAAGAAGUUUGAUUUUUACGACGACAAGUUGAUCCGUGUCCUGAACAACAACAAUUUUCUGCGCUGUUAGUCUGUUGAGUUUUUCACAGCACAGCAAUGCUCUG